GGAACACCUCCAUUACUUAUCGCCAACUUUCCUUUCCAUCAUUAUCAUACAUUGUUUAUUCCAUACUCUCGACCCAGCAGUAUCAGAUAGCUUCAACUUUCGAUUAAUACAACAUGGACCGUGAUCGUGAGAGAGAUCGUGACCGAGAGCGGGAUCGUGAAAGAGAUAGAGAGCGUGAAAGGGAUAGAGAACGUGAGAGGGAUAGAGAACGUGAGAGGGAUAGAGAGCGUGAAAGGGAUAGAGAGCGUGAAAGAGACCGCGAUCGAGAUCGGGACAGGAGAUUCCGCGACUUUCGUGAUCCUUCUCCUCCACGAGGUUUAGAUUCAUAUGUUCCUUCUUCGGGUAGACGGCGACUCUCAUCUCGUUCUCCUGUCAGAGGAGAUAGUUGGGUGCCAACGCGUCAUGUCCGUAGAAUGAGCUCAAGAUCACCGCCGUUUCCAGAUAGAGGCCGCUCCCGUACUCCUCCCCGCCGGUCAUUACAGUCCCCAUCGAGAUCUCCGCCCCCACGCGACAGGGAACGGGAUAGAGGAAGAUCUCGAACCCCGCCUCGACGAAGAGACAGAAGUCGUUCGCUUACACCCAUACGUAGAGGCAAUGGCAGAGGGAGAAGCCCACCUUCGAGAUCUCCACGUCAUGUACGUAGGCGACGCACACCAACACCAAACCUUACACGCCGCGAUAGAUCCAGAGACCGUACUCCACCACCACGGAGGGAUAGGACACCUCCGCCCCGUAGGGACUGCUCGAGGGACAAGAGUCCUCGAUCCACAACCAAACGAAUUUCUUCUCGACAUUCACCUAUUUCGUCUCGUCCCAGAUCUCGUUCUCCAAUACACCCAUCAUCCCGGCGUCGCUCUGUCUCUCCUAGAUCACCACCCAUCCGUCGACGAGAGCGCUCCCGCUCGCAAAGGAGGUACCCAAGAUCAAGAUCUCCAAUGCCCCGCGAUAGAAAUAAUUUUCGCAGAGCCGAUCGGAGAGAUAGGUCACUCAUCCGUGCUCGCUCUCCGCCUCAUCGCUACUCCCGUUCGCCAAUGAGGUCUCCUGCCAUUCGAAGGCGCUCAGGAUCUCCUAGGCGUUAUCGCUCCCCACCUCGUCGUAGGGAUUCUAUUUCGCCUCGCCCAAAAUCUCCCCGAAGUCCAGCUUCCCCUUCAAGAAAGAGGGGAAGAGUUAAUUCCCCUCCUAGCCGAGGCUCCGGUAGACCUUUCUCUCCCUCAACCGCGCCGAGUAGACAACGCUCUCGUACACCAGUCCGCGAAUCCGUCCAAGCAUCUCCGAGAAGUCAGAACGGUCGCCCCGCUAGCAGACGUUUUGGUUCUUCCCCCGCACUAUCUGGGGAAGCUCAGAGCAGAGGGAAAGUUUCACCAGCUCCUCCAUCUCGUCCUCGCUCUCCUCCUUCAAGGGCUAUGUCUCCACCUCAUGGGCCUCGUGCUGGUGUUUCUCCCCGCCGCCCCUCGGAACCGCCGACCGGGCCUGCAAACCAGACCGAGAGACAAUAUGUUCCCAAUGGUGGUGGACAUGGAGGCCCCCCUCCUCGCGGACCCUCCGGGGGUUCUCGCUCAAUUCCUCCUCGUGGGCCAAGCUCCUUCCGCCCUAAUCGUCCGAUGAAUAACGAACCACCACAGCUGAAUUCGGGUCCUCGCCAUCGAUCUAGCCAGUCCCCGUCUUACAAUUCACCACGCCCACCUCCAACUAAUCCCCCGACUCAGCCUCGUGGCCCCGUUGGCGGCCCUCCUCCCAGCGGACCUCGCAGAAUGUCGACUGCACCAUCCCGUAGUGGAUCCACCCCUCCCGCCGCAAUUGCCCCACUGAGUAAUCAACCAGUUGCACCUCCUGCGGGCGGUAUCCCAACAGGCCCUCGAGCUGGAAAUUUUCCCUACAGGAGUAGCAUUCCCCCAACUCAUCAUGUCGUCCAUCACCACCCUCCGGCCCCACGAGCACCCUCCGGCCCCGGCACUCUUAUUCCUGGUGGUCGCCUUCUCCCUCCUGUCGAUAAAGCCGCGGAAGAUCGUCUCGGUCGUCUACAACUCGACCAAGCAAAACUCGAUGAAGAGGAUAGGAUAAUCCAAGAACGCAAACGCAAGUCUCUUUACGGCUGGGAAAAAGCGCAUCGCGAGUCAGAGAGAGAAGCAUACAAGGUUGAGCUAGCCGAGAAGCAAUUGAUCAAUGGAGCACUGAUGGAUUGAAACGAGUGAGAUGGGAUGAUUCAUCGUGUUUGUCCAUUCUAUUUAUUUACCAUUUCUUGGUGCUCUCUCUUACUUUCGUGUCUUUGAAUCGCUCUUUUCCUUCUUUUCCCUCUUUUGAAAUAAAAUUUACCCAUUUACUCGCUUUGUCCGUGUUACCUGUCUUCUCAUAAUUCCAGGCGAUAUCCUGUACCCAUUUUCCCAAUUUUUUUCUAACACUCUUUUCCUUUUUGCAUUUUACCCCCCCUCUUUUUUUUUUUUUAGCAAAAUGGAACAGAUUGUGCAAGUUUCCCCCCCACUCUCUUCAUUUACUUUAGCCUCGUUUCUGUUUUUCAUAUAAUCUUACUCUUUUCUUCCUCACUAGGCUCUCGCAUGCGUGCAUGCAUGGGAAAUGAUUGAUUGGGAGGGAACUGGAUAGCUUACUGCAUAAUAAUAGAGUGGCUUGGCUGGA
This is a messenger RNA of Tuber melanosporum (Perigord truffle), 2631 nucleotides long. RefSeq lists its product as uncharacterized. The coding region runs from base 114 to 2183 and encodes 689 amino acids. The record is from RefSeq and is a predicted model, not a curated record. The transcript is spliced from 2 exons. NCBI's taxonomy places the organism in Eukaryota, Fungi, Ascomycota, Pezizomycetes, Pezizales, Tuberaceae.